Messenger RNA from Musca domestica (house fly), 5206 nucleotides. It is a transcript of the gene PEK, whose product is annotated as eukaryotic translation initiation factor 2-alpha kinase. The coding region runs from base 575 to 4168 and encodes 1197 amino acids. Gene Ontology annotation, biological process: protein phosphorylation. Gene Ontology annotation, molecular function: protein binding; protein kinase activity; ATP binding. Lineage: Eukaryota; Metazoa; Arthropoda; Insecta; Diptera; Muscidae. The transcript is spliced from 5 exons. The record is from RefSeq and is a predicted model, not a curated record.
CUGUCUGUCAUUUUUUUAGUUGCGAAAUAUCUUUUGACUUGGUACACUGCCGUUUUGUACUGCGUGCAUUUUCUUCUCCUUUUAUAAAAAUUGAAAUUUUAUCUUCAAGUUUUCGACGAUUCAUAGAUACGUCGGUGUGUUUGCUAUACUUGCAAAGUAUAAAGUAAUGAAUAGACGUGCCCCAAUUCCAAAAACGACGUCUUCCAUGGUGGUGUCGUGGUAUUUGAUGGGUGCCUCAAAGAAUCACAAUUCCUCAAAACUUCUUCGUGUAACAGCUCUGUCUCACAAACACAGACACGACGUGAGCUAAACUCGAGUGCUACGCAAAAUAAACUAAAGAAAAAAAGAAAAGUUUUUUAUCGUUUCUGUGUUUUUAUCUUCGGUUUUGCUUGAUUGUGACGUUUGUUGUUUUUCGGUGAUUUGAUCGAUCGCGAAGAGACACUUGCCCACACGUCCGCUUGUCUCGUCUUGUAGUUUGCCCCCACCACAGAGGUGACAACAAAAACACACGCGUUUGAAUGUAGUGUAGCGAAGAGUUUGCUUCGCCGAUCGUCGUGUUCUACAGAACGAAACUAUGGGCAUUCAAAAUGAGCUGAGUGUCGUACAUUGUCGCAAAUCUCUUCUACAUCUUGCAAUUCUCACGUCCAUGUUUGCUGCUGCCGUUGCUACAGCAACAACACUAGACCCCAUAAACACUCAUCUUCAUCAACAUCCCACAGUGCCAUCUCCCGAUUCACCACCAGUACCGCCGCCUCCCCCAGUACCACCUGCCGACGAAGAAAAUAUGUCGUCGUCCAGCCAGAAGGCCAGCAACGAUCAAAUAUUAGUUGAUAAACAUCAUCUCCGUCCAGCAAUACCCUUCUGCAAUGAUAAGCAGGAACGCACAAUCGGCCGUAGACUUUUAUAUGUGAGUACGCUAGAUGGACGACUGUCCGCGUUGGACAUCACCAAAGGCGGAAAAAUGCGCUGGAGUAUACCAACGGGACCGGGCCCAUUGAUUUCCUCCAGUAUACAUCGCUUGGAAUUGACAAACAAUGGACAAUUUGUGCGAAUGAUACCAUCACUGAGUGGUGGCAUAUAUAAAUUUGAUGGACAAUCAAUUGAUCCCAUACCCAUUACCACCGACAACUUGCUAAGUUCUUCUGCCAAGUUCUCCGACGAUUUGGUAAUUUCUGGAGGAAAGGAAACUCGAACAUAUGGUGUCUCAGCACGUACUGGACAAAUGCUUUACGAAUGCUCCAUGGAGGGCUGUGCAAAUGCCACCGGCCCUGAUCCCAAUAUCAUGGCCCCCAUAGAAGAUGACGACAACACCUAUGACAAUGAAAAUGACGAAGGAUCAUAUCGUACUCCUAACUAUAUGGAUGAACAUGACCCCCUGGUGGAUGAUGUCAUCGUAGUUAGACGUUUGACACAAACAGUACGUGCGAUUGAGACUCGCACGGGUAUGGAGCGUUGGAAUUUUAGUGUGGGACAACAUGAAUUGGAUUUAGUGCGUUCCGAAGAUUGUCACGAUCGCAAAUUUAGUGACAUUGAUAUGGCCAUGUUGGACUUGGAUAUUAAAGUUAUUGUGCCCGAGGGCCUUAUAUGCGCUUUUAGCAAAAUGGAACCAUCGGUUAUGCUAUGGAAAUAUAAGUUCAGCCAUCCCAUUGUUAAUGCUUGGAAAAUAAGUGCAUCCGAUAAAUUGGAAUCAAUUGAUAUGUUUGGAUCUGCCCAAUGGUUAUGGAAUCGAGAUGAUAAUGUAUACGAAAUGCCGCCACCAACAAUAAAUCCAUCGAUAUAUGUGGGAAUGUAUGAUAAACAAUUGUACAUACAGGAAUCUGUCAGCCUGCGCAAGGAAAUACUUGAUCAAUCAAACUUAUACACCCAAAUAAUGGCAGAAUCCCAAAUGCCGAAAAUUCCUUGGCGUCCCAUAUCAGCCAGUAGCAGUUCUCUGGUCAUAUACCAAGAGAACGGAGAUAAAGUUAUUGCACCAGGCGGAAGUGAUGCCCCAGCCUUGCCUAGCUCAGAAAUUCGUGGUAACGAGUUAGUACCAUACGAUGAUGAAAUGUUCGCUUUGUCCGCUCAAUCGGUACUGAAUGCUUCAGAAUAUGUAAAUGGCAAUGGUUUCUAUCUUUACACAGACAAGGAAUUGGAAAGGAGUAAAGACGAUGUUGUAUGCAAUUCAAAUAGUAGUAAAGAAAAAAGCGGUUUGCCGGCUAUUAAAGAUGCCGAAGAAAAGGAUACAACUUCCAAUAAUACCAAUGAUGACGAUUUAGGCUUUAAUUUAGAUGAUAUCGAUGCCCCAGUGAGAGUGGUCAUCUUGUCGUUGUGGUAUUGGUGGAAGGAAAUUGUCGUUAUCGCCUUUACAUCGGCAAUAUUGAUGAAUCUUUUCAUUGGACAACGAAAUCGAGAACGGCAAAUAGUAGUCAUUGAACGUCACAUACCAGUCCCCACGGGUAUAGAGGCAACUGAGUCCUCAACAGCCGCACUUCUGGGCCCAAUAACAAACACUCCACAAACAACAACGACUAACGCCAAUACCAAUUCUAAGAGUACCAAUGGCCCCCAUCGUUCCUUAUCCGAGUCAACUUCUCAUUCUGGAGAACAUUUUACUUCACGUUUCCAAUCUGAUUUUGAUAUGAUGCAGUGCUUAGGCCGUGGUGGUUUUGGCGUUGUUUUCGAAGCCAAAAACAAAUUGGAUGAUUGUAGGUAUGCCAUUAAACGCAUAACAUUGCCCAAUAAAGAGGAGUCCCGAGUACGUGUUAUGCGCGAAGUAAAAACUCUGGCCAAUUGUGAACAUCAAAACAUUGUUCGAUACUUCCAGUCAUGGGUAGAGAAACCACCACCAGGUUGGCAAGAAGAGGAGGACAGCAAGUGGUUAGCCAAUGAGAUGUCAACUUCCAUACAAAUUGAGACGCCUACCGACACACAUUCCGUCUUCACGCCUAAUCCCGUGGAUAAGAAACAACAAUUAAAGUCAUGGAUGGAUUCUAUGGCUUCAACAGCUUGCAGUUCUGAUCAUGGAUGUGAUAAUAACCAUUUGAAUGGAAUAGAUGAAGACGAGGAUGACGAUUCAUGCAUUAUAUUCCGCUCAGAAUCACAAUCGUUGGCCAUGAGGGAAGAAGACACUGAGAGCGGCAGCGAAAGUGACGAUGAAUGUUCAACGACAAAUAAGACAAAAUCUCAUAAUGGCGCUAUAUCCAUUGAUAUCCACACCAAUUCCACUGACAUAAGUCUGAGCCGACGUAACAAACGUAACAUUGACUAUUCCCAACUGUCGGAUUCAUUUCAAAUUGAAUUUGUUGGCUCGGCUAAUGGUGAAGAUUCACAGGCUGAUAUAACACAAGAUAAUGACGACGAUGAUGCCAACAAGGCUUUCAAUAAAAAGAAAAGUCGACCUAAGGAUUUGGCCUUGAAUAUCAGUAUGGGCGAAAAUAAUAAUAAUUGUCGUGAACUUAUGCAGGCCUCGCAUGUGGCGAAACCGGCCCAAAACAAAGUCUAUCUAUACAUUCAAAUGCAGCUGUGUCGCAAAGAGUCAUUGAGGGAUUGGCUUCGAGACAAUGUUACCGAAAAUCGUUCAGAAUAUAUAGCCAGUAUUUUCCACCAGAUUGUUGACGCAGUCGAUUACGUACACUACAAAGGCCUCAUUCAUCGUGAUCUCAAGCCCAGUAAUAUAUUCUUCUCCCAGGAGGGACAAAUCAAAAUCGGCGAUUUUGGUCUUGUUACAGAUAUGGCUGAUAUACCAAAUAUGGUGACAAAAUGUGGCGACAAAACCGGUAUGCCGUCUUGUGCCCGCCACACCCAGCAGGUUGGCACCCAUCUCUAUAUGUCUCCCGAACAACUGCGUGGCCUUCCCUACGAUUUCAAGGUGGACAUAUAUUCGUUGGGUUUGAUAUUUUUCGAAUUACUCGUUUACUUUGGCACCGAAAUGGAGCGUAUUAUGACCCUCAGAUCGCUACGUGACGGAGUGUAUCCAAAGGAUUUUCCGCACAAGCAUCCCAAAGAGUAUGAUCUGUUGAAGAAAAUGCUUUCUUCUACCCCGUCUGAGAGGCCUGCAACACCAGAAUUGAAGGUGAAGUUGAAUGAGAUCUUAAAACUUCCCGAAAUGCCUGGAGAUAGUGAAGCUGCUGCAAUAGUUGCAGCUGCACGACGCUUAAGUCGUUCGCGUACUUUUAGUAGCUCUGAAUAAGUUAAAAAUAAACCAUUACUAACAUAACACACAUACCAACCACAGUAGAGAGUAUAUAAGGAUUUAGUUACUGAGUUCGAAUCGAAUUGCAGGAUCCACAAUUUCUUUACAUUUAUUUCAACAAAUCUAGUUUUUCGGUUUUGAAUUCAUGUAAAAUUUAUAUGAAAAUAUACUAUUACAAAUAGUUUGUAAUAUUUUUUCUACACAAAAUAUGAGCUUGAUUCCCACGGAAAUGGAAAUUUUGUUUAGUUCAGAUUAUUUGGCCCAAAAUAGUUGUAUUGUACUUAUAAAUAUUCCUAUUUCUAUUACAAUUGAAAUAAAUACGUCUUUCACUGCUACAUACUCCCUUAUCAUUUGACCACUUUCCCGCCCUCUCAUAAUUUAUAUUCAAUUGGCGUCUUUCGAAGUCUAGAAAUGUUGAAUUAAUUCUUUUGUGUUUUUUGUUUGUUUUGAACUGCUGUCAUGUCCUAGGAGUUUUCUUAAUUUAUUUUAAAUAUUUUUUUCUAUUAACAUUUUUUCCUGCAUUAACAAUUUCACAAUUACUAACAUUUUUAAUUUUAUUUCUAAGCACUGAGUUAUGCACUUAAGUUAAGUAUGCUUAGCGUAUUUGCUUUUUGGCAUACCAUUCUCCGUAUUUGUAUUUAUAUCUCCCGAUUAGCCAUAAUCCCUAAUGCAAAUUUAGGAUUUUGGCUGGGGUGGAGAAUUUUCUUUUAAGCCAUUGCCAUCGUUUUGAAUGUCAAAGACACUUCUAUCAUAAGUUAGAGUUUAACGCAGGAAUGUGAUGUACCCAUCGGACAGUUUUUGUUAUCGAAUCUGAUGGCGAAAUGUUCUGAACGAAGACUAAGAUUAAUAUUUUUUAUCAUAUAAUUAAGAUUAGUUUAAAAAAUAGUUUUAUAAGCUUAGAUAGAGUGUGUCAAACUAUUUAUAGACUAUUAAUAGAACUCGACUUAUUGUGAAUAUCUAUAAAGAAAACAAAACUAUAUUGUAAGUACAAGCAAUAAAAUGUUUAAAAAUUAUUUUAUUGACUGAAUACAAAAA